Plasmodium relictum is the source of this 3648-nucleotide messenger RNA. RefSeq names its product AP-4 complex subunit epsilon, putative. Gene Ontology annotation, molecular function: cargo adaptor activity. Bases 1 to 3648 code for a protein of 1215 amino acids. The record is from RefSeq and is a predicted model, not a curated record. NCBI's taxonomy places the organism in Eukaryota, Apicomplexa, Aconoidasida, Haemosporida, Plasmodiidae. Gene Ontology annotation, biological process: intracellular protein transport; receptor-mediated endocytosis. The transcript has 6 exons. Gene Ontology annotation, cellular component: membrane coat; AP-4 adaptor complex.
AUGCUUGGAUUAACUGGAUCAUACUUAUCAAAAGAAUUUUUCGAUUUGGCUAAAUCUAUAGGAGAAACUCGUUCUAAACAAGAGGAAGAUAGGAUUAUUUGCAAUGAAAUUAUUUUAUUAAAAUCAAGAUUUUCUGAGCCUAAUUCAUCGGUUAAACAAAUAAAAGAAUAUUUAAUUAGAGCUAUUUAUAUUGAAAUGCUAGGCCACGAUGCUUCAUUUGCUUAUAUUCAUGCAGUUAAGUUAGCUCAUGAAAAAAAUAUUUUAUGUAAAAGAACUGGUUAUUUAGCUUGUAAUUUAUUUUUGAACAAGGAUCAUGAAUUAAUGUUGUUAUUAAUUAAUACAAUUCAAAAAGAUUUAAAAAGUGAUAACCAUUUAGAAAUAUGGGCAGCUUUAAACUGUGUAUGUAAAUUAUUAAAUAAUGAAAUGAUACCAGCUAUAUUUCCAAUUAUUACAAAUUUGUUAAAUCAUAAAAAUGAAUUAAUAAGAAAAAAAGUAUGCAUGUUAUUGCAUAAAAUGUAUUUAAUAGACCCUUCAUUAAUUAAAGAGAUAGACAAUUAUUUAAAAAAAUUAUUAUGUGAUGUAGAUCCUUCAGUUAUGGGAGCUUCAUUAAAUUUAAUUCAUUGCAUAGCUAAAAGUGAUAUGACUUACUGUAUUAAAUUAGUACCAUAUUUAGUUUCUAUACUAAAACAAAUUACUGAAAAUAAAUUGCCAAGGGAUUAUGAUUAUCACAGAAUACCAGCACCUUGGAUACAAAUAAAAAUUUUAUCUAUUUUUCGAAUUUUAGGAUUUUCAAAUAAAAAAUUAUCUGAGCAGAUGUAUGAAGUAUUGCAGAAAACAAUGCAUAGGGCUGAUUUUGGUAUCAAUGUUGGAUAUGCUAUUAUUUAUGAAUGUGUUAAAACUAUUACAACAAUAUAUCCAUCUCAUCAUUUAUUAGAAUUGGCAUCUUUAUCUAUUUCUAGAUUUAUCUCAUCAGAUAAUCAUAAUCUUAAAUAUGUAGGGGUAACAGGGUUAGCUUUAAUAGUGAAAAUUAAUCCUAUGUAUGCAAGUGAACAUCAAUUGGCUGUAGUAGACUGCUUAGAAGAUAAAGAUGAAACACUUAAAAUGAAAACAUUAGAUCUUCUAUAUCAAAUGACAAAUCCAUUGAAUGUUCAAGUUAUAGUUGAUAAAUUAUUAUUUUAUAUGAAUAAUUCUCUAGAUAUUCAUUUUAAACAUGAUUUAGCUUGUAAAAUUAUUCAACUAAUUGAAAGAUAUACACCUGAUGAUGUUUGGUUUUUAAAUAAAAUUAACUCCGUGUUUUUAUCAGUAGGUGAAUUAUUAGAUGAAAAUUACUCCUAUUCUCUUAUUAAAUUAUUAAAAGACAGUUCUAUUUGUUUAGAUUCAGAUUCAGGUGACGAGAUUAUUAGAAAUGAAAUAAAUAACGAAAAUAAUAAUUCUAACAAUGUGAAUAUUGAAAAUUUGAAUAUUGAAGAUAUAGAAAAUAAAGAUAUUCUUAAUACAGAAAAGGGUUUAUAUGAUAUGAAUAAUAAUAAUUCAAAUGGGGAAUUAAAUAAUAUAAAUUAUGAUAUUAAUGAUAUUAAUUCUAUUAAAAGAGAUAAUAUAAAUGAUAUAAAGGAUGAUGUUAUAAAUAAUGAGGAUAAUGAAAUUAAUAAUGAGAGAAAUUAUAUAAAGAGUGAAAAUAAUAAGAAUAUAGAAAAUAACAAUAAUAGUUAUGAAUAUGAAAAAAGUAAUAACGAUUUACAUAAAAAAGAAUUGAAAGAAAAAAAAAAAAUUAAUGAUGAUAUAGAUAAUUUAAGGAAAUAUGCUGUUAAUACAUACAUAAGGUUAUUAGAAAAUAAUGAAAAUAUUCCAUUUAUUUUAAUGCAAAUUAUUUGCUGGAUAUUAGGUGAAUAUAGUUAUUUAUGCGAUUUAGAAAAUUAUACUGCAGAAGAUAUUAUUGAUUUAUUAUGUGAAUGUUUAGAAAAAAAUUUUAACAAUACAGAUAGAGUAAAAUCAUGCAUAAUAACAGCUAUUUUUAAAUUAUGUUGCUGUAAUAAUAUAACUGACCACGUAGUAGCAAACAAAUUAAUUGAGAAAUACAAAAACAGUCAACAAACUGAUAUGCAACAAAGAUGUUAUGAAUUUGAUUUAAUUUUAAAUAAUCCUACUUUAAUGAAAAAUUUAUUUUCUGUAAAAAGUAAGCAAAAUAUAGUUAUUGAUGAAAAUUUAUCCUUUUUAAAUCCAUUUAUAGAGAAACAUUUGAAAAAUGGAGGAAAAACAUACAUAACAAAAGAUUUAAGAAAAAAUGAAAGUCAAUUUGAGACAUCAAAAAAUACUAUUCCUGAACUAAAUUUUACUCCAUACGAAGUACCAAUUAAUGACAAUUUUCAUUUAGAUAAUUUAAAUACUUGUAAUAAUUCUGCAUAUGAAAAAGGUUAUCAUUAUGAUUCAUCUGUUAAUAUUUCUGCAAACGAUAAUUUCUCAAAUAUAAAAGAAAAAGAAAAACCUUUUAAACUUAAUGUAGUAGGACCAAAAAAAUGGAAAAAAAAAACAGAGAGAGAUGAAGAAAAAAAAAAGAACGAAAAUAAUUAUAAUGAAUAUAAUGGUAUUAUAGACUCAAAAAUUAAAUUGGAAAAAAUUGAGAUAGAGAAGAAAAUACGAAAAAGUACUAAUAUUGAAGAUGAUGAAGAAAAUUAUUACAAUAAUUAUAAUGAAGAAGAUUAUGGUGAAGAAAAAGAAGAAGAAGGUGAAGAUGGGGACAAUUAUUCAAAGGAAGAAAUUGAAAUUGAAAAUGAAAAAAAAAUGGACAGUAUAGAAGAUUAUAGUGAUAAAAAUUAUGAAAGAUUUGAUGAAAAUAUUAUUAACCAUCUAAAAGAAUAUGAAUAUCAUAAUGAUAAUCAUAACAACAAUAUAUAUAAUAAGCGUAGAAAUCCAUUUAGGUUGAAAAAAAAGAAUGCAAAUAAUGUAGUACAAAAUCAUGAAUUAACAGAAAAGGAAAAAAUGGCGGCUGCUUUAUUUAAUGGUUUAAUAUCGAAUAAUUCAUCAGAAAGUAACUUAAGAAAUAAUUAUGUUUCCAAUUUUUCAGAUAAAAAAGGAGUAGCUGUAUUAUCAAAUAGAAAUUAUUUUAAUGGUAAAUAUAAUAAUCAGGGUAUUGUAAAGAAAACAUAUUUUACUGAAAAAUAUUUAGAAAAAAUUCAAAGUAAAGAUGACACUGUACAUCAAAAUGAAAAAGUGAAAAACUCUUCUGGCUUAAUGAAUAAUAAUUUAAUUAGUUCAAGUAAACCAAGCGAAAUUAAAAGAAAAACCAUGUCUUUUGAUAUGUUAGAUUUAAAUGAGUCAUCUGAAAAUAUCGAUCAAAUACAAGGAAGUAAAGCAAAUAUAGAAGAGGAUAAAAAGCAGUGGAACUAUAUUAAUAUUCAAAAGAAAGCUAUUUUUUUAAAUACCGUUAAAUUAAAUAUAUUUCAGGCUAUUAAAGCAGUUGAGGAUAAUUUAAAAGCUAAAAUAGUAGAAGUUUCUGAAAAGGAGGCAUUUGUAUCAUGUUUUUAUCACAAACAUAAAGUUUUAAUAAAAAUAAAAAUAGAUAAUAAUAAAUUAAUUUUUUUAGUAAAAUCCGUUGAAAACAAUGUAAUUGACAACGUUCUUGAUAAUCUAAGAAAUUUGUUUCACGCAUAA